Brassica oleracea var. oleracea is the source of this 1281-nucleotide messenger RNA. Its product is annotated as WPP domain-interacting protein 2. Lineage: Eukaryota; Viridiplantae; Streptophyta; Magnoliopsida; Brassicales; Brassicaceae. The transcript is spliced from 3 exons. Bases 312 to 1139 code for a protein of 275 amino acids. The record is from RefSeq and is a predicted model, not a curated record.
UCAUAAAACUUCCGACUCGUUACUUCAGUUUGCCAGCGGUUUCGCCACGUGUUCCGACCAAGUCGCUCACACGUUCAUGUUUUGUCUAAAUAAAUAAAAAAAACUUAAAAAAAUUACGAAAAGUGAAGUUUGAUCGUCAAAGAAUUUUCGCAAGCGGAUAUAUAAAAGAGAUCUGGGAAUCGUAGAUUGAAUUAGGGUUCGUCCAUCAUCUUCUCGGUCUCGCUGUAAUUUGGAACGGUUCUGCGUGACUGCGUCACAUUUAGGGUGCGUCUUUUAGUUUGAAUAACAGUCAACCUGGCGGGAGACGAACGAUGGAUUACGACGAAGUAAAUAGUGAUCAUGAGGCGCAUGCUUCAAAAGAGUUUAUGAAAGAGCCUGAGAUCAAGAACAAUGGUUCCUCAGACGAUCUGGAUCCAUUAACUGAAGCCUUGAACAGUUACCACAACUUGCAACAAGUCCUAGAAAAAGAACUUCACAAGUUCCAAGAGCUUGGGAAAGAAUCUAUAUCUUUACUACAUGGUGGAUCAGAAAGCAGCAGUUGCAUACACUCAGGACAUGACCAAGCCGGUGAAGCAAGCUCUUCUCGCUGGUUUGGGUCUGAAAACACAGGUGAGAAGAGGUUAACUUCACUGGAUUCCGAGGUACUAAACCUGGUGAAGAAUGUAGAGCAUCUGGAGAUCAAACUAGAAGAAACAAAGCGUUUUCUCGACGUUAAAGAAUCACAAAUCCGUGAACUCGAAUCCACCAUAAGCGUUUCAGGGCAAGGAACAGAGAUGGAGAUUGGGAUAGAAGACAUUUUCCAGCAAAAGAUAGAGGCAGAGAUUGAACAUCUUACAUUCUCAAGAUCAGUGGAGAACCUAAAAAGAAAGAUCAAACUGAUUGAAGAAGAGAAGGCUUUGGCAGAAGCUCAUGGGACUUUGUCAAAGCUUGAAGAAGCAAAAACCAAAGCUGAGAAUCUAAAGAAUCAAGCUCUAGAUUUACAAGACCAUUGUGUUGACAUCAAAGAGAUACAGGAAGUGAAGAGUUUCAAGAAGAGAGUAGUUAAGACCACUUCAUGUCUUCUUCUACAGUUAGGUUUGCUGUUUAUACUGUUUAAUGUCCUGUUAGUGCCAGAGUCGGAAACCGUUGUACCCACAUGAUGUAUUUUGAUUGUUUGAAAUGUGUUUUAUUUAUUUUCGUUUUGACACUUUUUUCUUUAAAUUAUAUUUACAUAUAUAUUGUAACAUAUUUGGCUCCGACGGACCAACUCCUCUUUGGUACUUCUCUUGUUUUUCUGUGUUG